This is a messenger RNA of Nasonia vitripennis (jewel wasp), 1724 nucleotides long. RefSeq names its product DNA primase small subunit (gene DNApol-alpha50). Gene Ontology annotation, cellular component: alpha DNA polymerase:primase complex. The transcript has 7 exons. Gene Ontology annotation, biological process: DNA replication, synthesis of primer. Bases 397 to 1638 code for a protein of 413 amino acids. The record is from RefSeq and is a predicted model, not a curated record. NCBI's taxonomy places the organism in Eukaryota, Metazoa, Arthropoda, Insecta, Hymenoptera, Pteromalidae.
GGACGUCUGUGCGAGAGAACCGCCCAGACACUCGCCCAGCUAUUGAAGAAUGAAGACUGCCCGGCGCUCGCGCUCUCAGCUCUGGGCAACGGCCCAACGGGGAAAUUGAUAUAGAAUAUAGAUUGGCGAGUAUGUUCGCGUAUAUUCUCGGCGUGUAACCGUCAAUCGGUAAAAUGGAGACAGAAGUCGAGAGGUCUGUUCAACGCUGCUCUGCGAUUGGCCGCUUUUCAUCUAUAACCAUAAUUUUCCCGCCAGUUUACUCGCGCAUGGAUUCCGGUUCUGCCCUCGGUGGUUCUCGGCGUUCUCGCUUUUGACAAACUUUGCUGUGAUACCUACAAAGUUAUUUUUUAUAUUCUUAAAUUCUAAUAUUUUUAAGAAGACUCAGACUUCCAAGCUAUGGAUGAAUCGAAUUUGUCGGAUUUACUUCCUUUGUAUUAUUCACGUUUGUUUCCUUACAUUGAUUACUACCGAUGGCUAAGUUAUGGAGAAGCAAGCACAUUUUCCCGUAGAGAAUUUUCUUUCACUCUACGUGAUGAUAUAUACAUUCGUUUUCAAUCGUUCAACAAAAUUGAUGAUUUGAAGAAUGAAAUAAAAAGGCUUUGUCCUCACAAGAUUGAUAUCGGAGCAGUCUACAAUGUUGCACCAUCGAAUAAGGGUAGAGAAAUCAAAUUCGAACCAAUACAAAGAGAAGUCGUAAUCGAUAUUGAUAUGACUGAUUACGAUGAAGUGAGAUCUUGCUGCUCUGGUGCAGAUGUUUGCAAUAAGUGUUGGAAGUAUAUGGUUUUAGCAGUCAAAAUUUUAGAUGUCGCUCUGAGAGAUGACUUUGGCUUUGACCACAUUUUAUGGGUAUUCUCUGGUAGAAGAGGUAUACAUUGUUGGGUAUGUGACAAGAAAGCUCGCUUUUUAACACAGAAUGGUAGGAAAGCUGUAGCACAUUAUUUACAGUUAAUAAGUGGAGGAGAAUUUACGAAGAAAAAAGUUAAACUAAACAGAAAAAUGCAUUAUUCUGUCAAGAGAGCAGUCAGUAUUAUUGAACCUUAUUUUACAAAAAUGUGCAUGGAAGAACAAAAUAUGUUGGGAACAGAAGAAAGGAUUACGAAAUUUUUAGGAAUACUUGCUGAAGAAGAUUUGCGUAAUGAAGUUAAAGCUAUUUUUGAUAAACAUUCAACCAGUGUCAAGAAGUGGGAAGCUUUUGUGAAUCAUUUUAGAGAACAAACACAAUCAGGAUCGAAAAAAUGGCGUAGAACGCCGCACCUCAUUGAAGAAAUAAUCAUCCAAUAUGCAUAUCCGCGUUUAGAUAUAAAUGUAACAAAAGGAAUGAAUCACUUGCUGAAAUCUCCUUUCUGUGUUCACCCCAAAACUGGAAAAGUUAGCAUACCAAUAAAUCCUAAAGUGGUUGACCAAUUUGAUCCACACAAUGUACCAACCAUUAUGACACUCAUUGAUGAAGUCAAUGCAUUUGAUGCAAAAGAAAUUACUGAACAGGGGGAAUCAGUUGACAAUGUAAAAAGGAUUAAAGAUUACAAGAAAACUAGUUUAAAUAAACCUUUCCACGCAUUUCAAGAAUUUUUGAGAGGUCUUGAGAAUUCACAAAAAGGAGAGAAAAUCAAAAAGAGUGAUAUGAAAAUGGAAUUCUGAAGAUUAUGUCGAUUUAAAAAUUACUAUUUAUAGUGUAAAGAUUAAUUUUGUACAUAAAAGAUAAAUAUAUAUAGUUUUUUUUUUUU